GCCAACCUUUUCGUUUGGGGCUUUGGAAGUUGCUUUUGCGGGAGAUGGGGGACCCGGAUUUGCCUUUUCUGGAUGAGUUGCAUACUGGCCUCCUGGAUGCCUUGCAAGAUGAUUUACUCAUUUCAAAAAACUUGGCGCACCCAUCCCUGCGGAAAUCAGUGCGGGUGGUGCGUGCAGCCAACUUCACUCUACGAGACCGAGAUCAUGCCAAGUCAUUGCAUUUUAAAUCUCGGCGCAUUUGGUUAGGCAUUCAACUUCCUGGUUCCAGCAAGCGCAAAGUGUUGCCAGAGACCCAUGAAGCUCUUCAGGUGUGGAAGGAUGUCCUCAUUGGCACUCCUUUUUUACAUCAUAUGAUUCCACCUACUCCGAUGCCUCUUCAAGCAUCAGCGGAUGCCUGUGCUACUGCGACAGAAGCCGGAUUAGGUGGCAUCCUUCGUGUGAAUGGGGAGGUUGUUGCCUGGUUUGCGUUCACGAACAUGCCGAAGCUCAACA
This is a messenger RNA of Cladocopium goreaui, 492 nucleotides long. Lineage: Eukaryota; Dinophyceae; Suessiales; Symbiodiniaceae. The record is from the annotation of a GenBank genome assembly.